ACGGAUUGUUAUGCUGUGGUAGUUUGGCGGGACGAUGAAAUCCGUGCUGGUAGAGAGCGCGUGCACACGAACGAGCUCGUCAAAGGCGAUUGUCCGUCCACGCGGAAGCAGAGCCACCGCUCGCGAGCAUCUAUCCCUCGAUCGCCUCUCACUCGCAGAACACGUACACCUCGUGUCCCCGUACACGUUCCUCAGGCUCUUCUUGUAUGCCGGUAUUUUGGCGGCGGUGCGUGGAUGUGCCAGUUACCUCCGCCCCGCGCCGCCUCUGCAACGUCCAAAUUAUCGAAUAGGAGAGGCAGCAACGACGAUGCUUUCGCGACGAACAUUCCAAGGAGCGAGACACCUCGAACGAUGACACGAUGACUGGUGAAAAGUAGCUGCGUGUGAUGCCUCUUCGUGUGCGUUAUGGGCUGGGUUGGAGGCUGAUUGUCUGGCGAGGAUGGGUUGGACGAUUCUUUUAGGCGAGUAUUCUCGCGACGAUGGAGGAUUUAAGCAUCGUUGAGCUUUCUAAUUCGAGAUUGGAGAUGAAACGAAUCUAUUCGUUCGAAUUCUAUGACGGAAAAAAAAAAAAAAUUGAAGAACAUUGAAGAUUGACAGACGUCUCGCAAACAUGAGAUCAGUAAUUUGGCGUGCCAAACAACGGUAAAUUUAAGAACAAAUUUUAUUUUGUUAAAAAAAUGAAAAUUUUUUAAGGUUCAAAGAAUCAUGUGUUUGGUUAAUUACAAUUUUGUAAUCAGAUGCUAUCUUUGACAAUAAUAAAUUAUCUUCGAUACCAUCACCAAUUACUAUUAUUAAAUGUCUAUUUCAAUGUUAUAUUGAAUAUAAAUCAUCGUUUUUUAUCCAAGAUAUGAUUGGGUUACUUUCAACAAUUAAAGAUCAAUCACAUGAAAAUUUUAACAAUAAGAAUUCUGUCCUGAUAUACAAAUAAUUUUAUGAUUAUUGGAGUAAAAGUUUGCUAAAUGGUCGUUCUACGAACAAAGUUUAUAGCAAAUAAUAGCGCGUACAAAAAGAACGCGCUUCGAUAUCCUUUCACGAUGUACGAGCAGAAAAAUGCUGUAUACACAAAGAAAAAUUCACAUAUUUACGACAAUAAAAACUUCAAUCCAGAUGAUAUCACUACAGUUUAUAAACAUCCGGAUGUUACUUAUAUCUGCGAAUAUAUAAAAGACAAAUUUUAUUUUGCAACGUUAUCCAACGGUCGAAAAGAAGUGAAAAGCACAUUUCAUAUCCACUUUUUUACAAUCGAUGACGAGCUAGUUUAUAAUAAUUUCUAUCAUGACUUUGGUCCCUUAAAUCUUGCUUGUUUAUACAAAUAUUGCUAUAAGGUAAACAAAAAACUAGAGAGUCCAGGAAAUGAGCACAGACAAAUUGUGCACUAUACUUCGCAACGAGAGCAUAAAAGAGCAAAUGCAGCGUAUUUAGUCGCCUCUUUUGCAGUAUUAUACUUGAACAAGAGUCCAAGAGAAGCUUAUAAUACUCUUUUUAUGGGAGGCGAAAUUCCUAUAAAACCGUUUCGAGAUGCUUCUAUGGGAUCAGCCAUUUAUAGCAUUCAUUUGUUAGAUUGCUUAAAUGCGCUUAAGAAAGCAGCAUCUUUUGGCUUCUUUAAUUUUAACGAUUUUGAUGUGGUUGAAUAUGAAAAAUACGAAGACAUGAGAAAUGGUGCUUUAAAUUGGAUGGUACCGCAAAAGUUUCUGGCUUUCGUUGGUCCAAGCACGGAACCAGGCACUCCCUAUCAUCCUCCUGAAUGUUAUAUCGAUUAUUUUUUACAAAACGAAGUCACUGCUGUAGUUAGAUUGAAUAAGAAAGCGUACAAUGCAUCAAGGUUCACCGAAGUAGGAAUCACGCACUACGAUAUGUUCAUGCCAGACGGCACGGUACCACCAAAAAGAAUAUUGAAUGAAUUUUUGAAUUUAAGCGAAAACACUAGUGGACCUAUCGCAGUUCAUUGCAAAGCUGGACUGGGAAGAACAGGUUCAUUAAUUGCUGCAUUCUUAAUAAAACAUUAUAAAAUGACAGCAAGAGAAGCUAUUGCUUGGAUAAGAAUUUGCAGGCCUGGUUCCGUUAUAGGACACCAGCAAUCUUGGUUAGAAAAUAUUGAGAAAAUUUUGUUGAAUGCUGGUCAUCAAUAUAAAUUGAAGUAUUAUGGUGAUAGCGAUAUAAUAUUACACCAUAAAUAUGGAAUAUAUUCGAUCGCGGAAAAGGCAGAAAGGAAAAUAACAUACACAUCCGAAGGAGAAAAAUACAGGAUGUAAUAAAUAUGACAAUUCAACCAACGAAAAGAAGGGCAAAACAAAACUUACAAGAAUUUUAGGAAAAUUGAGAAAUUUCCGGGGAUCGGAUGAUGCAGAUCGAGUGUCACAAAAAUUCAGAGUUACCGAUUCAUAUAAUAUGACACAAGGAGAUAGACUCAACGAAA
Messenger RNA from Apis florea (little honeybee), 2416 nucleotides. RefSeq names its product dual specificity protein phosphatase CDC14C. The record is from RefSeq and is a predicted model, not a curated record. Gene Ontology annotation, biological process: protein dephosphorylation. NCBI's taxonomy places the organism in Eukaryota, Metazoa, Arthropoda, Insecta, Hymenoptera, Apidae.